Molecule: messenger RNA, 6095 nt
Organism: Galleria mellonella (greater wax moth)
Lineage: Eukaryota; Metazoa; Arthropoda; Insecta; Lepidoptera; Pyralidae
Product: metabotropic glutamate receptor 2-like
Exons: 16
Coding region: 68-3154 (1028 amino acids)
Biological process (GO): G protein-coupled receptor signaling pathway
Cellular component (GO): membrane
Molecular function (GO): adenylate cyclase inhibiting G protein-coupled glutamate receptor activity
Source: RefSeq, a predicted model, not a curated record
AUGUACGGGUUGCAUUCACCAACAUGGACCCAACACUUGAGCAUGGCAUGAGACACACAACAGUAACAUGCGACCCGGCCAGCGCUGGUUGGCGACGACUAUGCUCCUCAUCAUCACGCAGCGAUCGGAAAUGAGGCCAGACAGAUAUAGGGACGAGCGUGACUUCUACAAAGAGAACCCAAGCAUCAGACAUCACCAUCGGCAUAAGCAUAAACACACGAACGUGCCAAAUUUGGAUGAUUUAAAAGAUAGCAACCUCUAUGACUCCAUUAGUAACUUCAAAGAUGGUUUACAUUUAAUCGAUAGAGAUUUAGUUAGUUACGAUAUGAUACCGCUGAGAGACGAAAGGGAAAGCGAUUGGUUAAACAUGUCCAACGAUCAAAUAGGUGAAGUGAAAGACAAAAAACACCAUCCACACUGGCCCAUAAAGAGAGAAGCAGUUAUUGAAGGCGAUUUAGUACUCGGAGGCCUAAUGAUGGUGCACGAGAGAUCCGAUAACAUGACUUGUGGGCCAGUGAUGCCACAAGGCGGUGUUCAGGCGUUAGAGACAAUGUUAUACACGUUAGAUAUAAUUAACAACGAACUGAAAUUGUUGCCGGGAGUGACGCUUGGAGCUCAUAUAUUAGAUGACUGUGAUAAAGACACUUAUGGACUGGAAAUGGCGGUGGAUUUUAUCAAAGGCUCAAUAAGUAACAUCGACGAUGCUGAGUACGCCUGCAACGCGACCGCAGUUCGGAAGGUGAUAUCAGGAGUGGUCGGGGCCGCCUCGAGCGUCACCUCCGUACAAGUGGCCAACUUACUACGACUCUUCAAGAUUCCACAGGUAUCAUUCUUCUCAACAUCACCGGAGCUGUCGAACAAGGCCCGAUUUGAAUACUUCACGCGCACAAUCCCAUCUGACCUGCACCAAGUGAAAGCCAUGGUGGAAAUUGUCAAGAGGCUGGGAUGGAGUUACGUGUCCAUCAUUUAUGAGGAGUCCAGUUAUGGGAUUAAGGCCUUCGAAGAGUUAGAGGCACUCCUAGCCCGCAACGGCAUCUGCAUAGCGGUGAAAGAGAAGUUGGUGAAAGACUCCGGGGUGGCGGAAGAAAAUUCCUACGACAACAUCAUCAAGAAACUGCUGAUGAAACCAAGAGCUAGAGGUGCAAUAAUUUUCGGGUCAGACCAAGAAGUGGCCGGAGUGAUGAGGGCAGUUGAGAGAGGGAAUGCUACGGGCGCGUUCAGCUGGGUAGGAUCUGAUGGAUGGAGCGCCAGGUCCCUGGUCUCCGACGGCAAUGAACGAGCUGUCGAAGGCACGAUCAGCGUGCAGCCUCAAGCCAAUGACGUCAAAGGCUUCAGGGAUUACUUUCUAUCAUUGAACGUAAAGAACAACAAGAGAAAUCCUUGGUUUGUCGAAUUCUGGGAAGAUCACUUCCAGUGCCGAUACCCGGGCAGCCCCAGGACUCCUUACAACUGGCAGUAUGAGCGGUAUUGCUCCGGGACAGAGAGACUUUCACUGGACAACACAGAAUUCGAGAGGCAACUGCAAUUCGUCUCCGACGCUGUCCUGGCAUUCGCGUAUUCUAUAAGGGACAUGCACGCAGCUGUGUGCGGUGGUAAACCAGGACUGUGCGACGCAAUGCGACCGGCGAGCGGCGCAGAUUUACUGCGUUAUCUCAGAAAAGUUAAUUUCACCGGUCUCAGCGGCGAUGAGUUCCAAUUCGACCAGAACGGAGACGGCCCUGCCCGUUACAACAUCCUGCACUUCAAACAAAUAUCCCAGGGUCACUACCGAUGGGUAAAUGUUGGCCAAUAUCUGGACGGGAAACUGUUUCUGAAUCUCGACGAUAUCCAAUUUAAGUGGGGCGAGCCUCGUCCACCGGAGUCAGUGUGCAGUGCUGAGUGCGAGCUUGGCCAAGCCAAGCAGUACGUCGAGGGGGAGAGCUGCUGUUGGCACUGUUUCAACUGUACCCAAUAUGAGAUUCGUUCGCCAUUGGUGGAGACAGCGUGCAUGGUGUGUCCACGUGGUACCCUGCCUGACCCUACCCGGACCCACUGUAGGCCCAUCCCUGAAGCUUACCUGCGACCGGACUCCGCUUGGGCGAUUGGAGCUAUGUCGUUCUCUUCUGUAGGCAUACUACUUACAGCAUUCGUGUGUGGUGUUUGGAUGCGCCACAGCUCCACCCCCGUGGUGCGUGCAAGCGGGAGGGAGCUAUCUUACGUUCUGCUCGCCGGUAUUCUUAUGUGUUACCUGGUCACCUUCGCCCUGGUCUUUAGGCCUACUGAUAUACUCUGCUCAAUACAAAGAUUUGGCACCGGCUUUUGUUUCACAGUGGUCUACGCUGCCCUCCUGACAAAGACUAACAGAAUCUCGCGUAUUUUUAACGCCAGCAAGCACUCGGCGAAAAGACCAAUCCUGAUCUCACCAAGCUCACAGUUGGCCAUAUGUGCUGCUCUAGUCUCUAUUCAGGUUUUAAUAGUGGUUGUAUGGAUGAUAGUGGCACCAGCGCGCGCCAUGUUCCACUACCCCACCAGGGAAGACAACAUGCUGGUCUGCGAUUCAUACGUGGACGCGUCAUACAUGAUCGCGUUCUUUUACCCAAUCGUCCUCAUCCUGGUGUGUACAGUGUAUGCGGUACUCACGCGGAAGAUUCCAGAAGCUUUCAAUGAGAGCAAACACAUUGGUUUCACGAUGUACACGACGUGCGUCAUUUGGUUGGCAUUCGUACCUCUAUACUUCGGUACAGCGAGCCACGUGCCCCUCCGCGUAACCAGUAUGGCUGUCACUAUUUCCCUCAGCGCUAGUGUCACGCUCGUCUGCUUGUUCUCCCCAAAGUUAUAUAUAAUUCUAAUCCGACCGGAACGAAACGUACGUCAAAGCAUAAUGCCGGUGCGGUAUAGUCGCAAGCCUGCGCCUACGCAUGCUGUAACACACACGCUAAACAAGAAACCACCGUGUGCAGAUAAAGAAACUCAAACGGACCCAUCAGAUUUCAACAAACUAAUAAACGGCCAAACUAAAAUCAUUAAUGAUAAGAAAGAAAACACCGAGCCACAGAGAGUGGAAGAAAAAACCAACGAUGCAGUCCAAUGCAACAACGUGAACUCAAUCACGAAUAAUAUUACGGACAAAACGAGCAAUGUACAUGUCGGUAAUGAUAAAGCCGUUACGUUAUAGCAACAACAUUCGUCCAAAUCGCUCACAGAAGUUUUCACAAGAAAAAGUAACAAUAGUUUAAAAAAGAAAAGCUGCUCCUGCAAAAUGAGGGAACGGAAACCGGUAAUAGUUUAAAUGAUGUCGAGGCAAAUGAAUGCAUUAGUGGUGAUUCAUCUAUAGUUCUUCCUAUUAGCCUAAUUUACAAUUGUAGCCAUAUAUUAUGUAUAUUGGAACGCUUCGUUGAUAUGCGUGUAAAAAAACAAUAUAAGUGGCUUUGUAUAUUAGAGCCAAAUCUAUUCCAUUACAAAUAAUCGACAACAAAUUAAUUUAUGUAAAUAAAUCCACAUUUUCAUAUAAAAAUAUAGUAAUUGCUAGCUGUAGGCAUUAUCUUUUGUAAAUAAUGGAUGUAUAUAUAUAAAAAGUAAAGACAAAUAGUGAUGUGUUAUGUAUAUAUGGUGUAUUUAAUGUUUAACAUUGCAUUUGUUAUAUCAAAUACCUAGUAGAUAAGGUAACUGAUAUAAAACAACGUGCGCAGGGUACAGCUUUGAGCCAGGACAGUACUGACAGAAUUGGUAUUCGCUUUCAUUGGAUAAUGUUUAAAAAUUAAGACUGUUGCGUUUGGAUAGGUUAACGUAUUAAAAAUAAUAUUUAAUCGAUUAGUAAAUAAGUAUCGAUAUAUAAAUGUAAAGCCAUGCUCUACUAUCACUCUUUGUAUUUAAUCAAAUAAUACUAUCUAUAUAGGUGCCUAUCAUAACGUGUAUUCUAAUAUACUUAAUACUAAUAGAUCGGUACGUAACUUUGUUUCUAUGUCUAUUACAUUAAUUGCAAUAUUUAAUCCUGCUGGGAUUGGUACAAUGAGGAAGUUUAUCAAAUCUUACAUAUGAACAUCUGUCUCGUCUAAUGUUCUUAUAGCUAGACUGCUAUGUUUACACAAUGUUACACUUUGAUGAGUGAGUUCCAGCUGUAAAAUUACUAGGUUGUGUGGCAUAAGAUAUUUUGCAAACAAAGGUCGACAAUGCCAUCCAAGAUAUAUCUGAUAAAUAUGCUGACCUCUGCUUUGAAUUUUAAUAUCGGUCGGUAAAAUAUGAAGACUCUCUUGCUUCUUGUACUUUUUUUAUAUUAUUUUAAGGGCUUUUAACUUCUUCAGGUAUGUGAGUCCUAUUGUACCCUGAACUGAUUUCUCAAACAAAACCUUAUCUACUUUCCCUGCUUCCUUUCUUAAUUGUGAGUAUAUUCGACAGAUCUAUCAACGUUGGUCUUCAUUCAUUAUUUUAGACUUUGGCAAGUCAUUACAACUGUUAAAUUGUCUACUUCUAAAUAUAUAAUAUAAAGUUGAUGUGAUAUUAACAAUUCAAAACGUUCCACUUUUGAAUCUCUCCCAUUAAGCUACAUAAGGAGGAUAUAGCCGAAUCCCUCAAAGAUUAUAGCCUGAUUUAAUCAUGUUUAUUUUUAAUGGAUGACAAUGAAAUGGUAACUCCACCUGUGCUAUCGGUAUACGCUGAAGGGUGAUAGGUGAGGAUGACGCAGGUCGAUUAAGCCAUCAUGACGAAUUCAAUAAUUUUUUACUUUGUAUUUGUGUUUUUUGCUGUUUGUGUGCUGUAAGUAAUGCAAAUACAUUAUUUAUCUAUCUAUCUAUCUGUAAGAAUUGUUCACGAUGGUUUCCAGGGGGAACCACGUGGAAGUCGUCCUUAUAGGGCAUAAAGCUAGCAAUGGGACUGUCAAACUCCAUUGCUAACAAUCCCUUUCCGCCCGCUUUAAUCAUUGUACAGUUGCAUAUCGAGAUUUGCUUCCCUUGCACUAGUGAUUUGUGCUUUGUUCUCCCAGUCUGCUUUUACGGUAUCUUGGACGUGAAAAGAAGCGACGAUACAUUUUUUUCUUACUGUAUCGCCACUCAGAAAUGGCACGAAAUGUUACAAUCAAAGAGUAUAUAAAUUAUAAUAAAUAAUUAACCCAACUAGGAUUCGAAAAUCAAUAGGUAGUGUACAAAAUAUCUUUGUUCCUCCCAAUUCAGUUGAUUGAACUAGUCAGAAUUUUUUUCUAACUUUUUCAAUUAAAAUAAUAUCUAAAAUUUAUUGUUUAUUAUCUAAUUUGUUGAUUAUUAUUUAACUGAUAAUAUUACGACGAUCUGCUGACUCAUUAUAAACAUAUAAAUUUUAAUUUGCUAUUUUAUUAAAUAAUGAAUGAAUGAUAACUUUAUUUGCUUGAAUACAAGUUAUUACAUAAGAAGUAGUUAAAGAAUAGUAUCUCUGCAUUCAACCGUAUGGCGUGCAAAUAUUUUAUUUGAAAUACGUUGAUACCUAUUGUCCUAACAGCUAAUUAAAUUAGUCCUAAAAGUCCUUAAUCUCCUAAUCUAUACUAAAACCAUAAUUGCUCAAUCUAACGAUCGCAAUUUGGUCAAAUAUUUAGAAUGGCAAAAAUUAGAGUGCAAUAAAAUUAAGGGUGACUGACUGUUAAAAAUGGCGCCAAAUUUGAACGGAACCGACCGUUAAAAAAGGCGGCAAAACUAUUAGAUUGAGUAUUUAUCACUAUUCAUUCACACAAUGUAAAGUCCACAAUUAUUUAUAUACUACUAAAGUAUUACUAACAUAUUACUAAAAUAAAACUUCCAUCGCGCCACAGUGUAAAGAACUAGUGGUGUAACUCUAUUAACAUGUCCCGAAUGAUUAUAUGACAAUUCGAGACACGUUCUGUCUAGACUUGUCCGUUGGACGGCUAGUACGAAAGCUCUUUACGCUGUGAUGCAACGUUUAUUAAAAAAAAAAAAUUAGUGAUUAUAAAACUAAACUAUAUAUUAAUAGCUCCUGUAUUUAUAUUUGUACGAAGUAAAAAUGUAUAUUGUUAUGAUACGUAAAUUGUAUAAAAUGUCAUUUUUUUUACACAACUUGUCACUACCGUCUUUUGCUUGCCCUGCGCAUGGUAAUAAAUUAUAUCUACUAUUAGUAAAAAUAUUUACGAAAAUAAA